Rotaria sordida is the source of this 828-nucleotide messenger RNA. NCBI's taxonomy places the organism in Eukaryota, Metazoa, Rotifera, Eurotatoria, Philodinida, Philodinidae. The record is from the annotation of a GenBank genome assembly.
AUGAGUCUUUGUAUUUCUUCUGCUAAUUUCGAUCAAAGUUCACUCGUUCAAAAGAAUACUGUGGAUUCCGACUUUCGAGCAACCUUAAAUCAAACAUUGAACAAAGUGAUUGCUCAAUAUGGAGAAGAGACAUAUCGAUUGGAACGAGCUGAACAUAUUCGAUAUGAAUGUCUCAAAAAAAAUGUUCCAGGACUCCUGCAUCGUCUUUGGUCAAAUAUGAUUUAUGCUUCUACGACGAUAGGAAGCACAUUUUCAAUGUACAAAGAAGUCGUUCAAUAUUAUUGUGGAGAACGGCUCACUCUGAUUAAUUUACCUGUCUACGGUGCAAGUGAAAGCUUCUUUGGAUGUAUUGCAAGUAUUCACACUGAUGAAUACUUUCUCUUACCAACAUCCGUAUUUUUUGAAUUUAUCAAAGAAGAAGAUAUUCAAAAAGCUCAACCGAAAACUCUUCUUCUCUCAGAGCUUGAACCAGGGCAUCGAUACGAAGUGGUUUGUACAACUGACAGUGGAUUGGUUCGAUAUAGAAUGGGAGAUGUCAUGAAUUGUACAAGAUUUUAUUCUCGAGCCAAUAAUUUGGUCCCAUUACCAGAAGAACCAAUCGACAUUCCUCAAAUUCCUCUCAUUUCUCUUGCAUAUCGUGUUGGAAACGUUUUAGGUAUAUUUGGUGAGAAAAUAACUGAACAACACAUGAUGAAUGCUCUUCAACAAACAAUUCGUCAAUGGAGAGAACAAGGACUACUGGUUGAUCUGCAUGAUUUUACAUCAUGUCCGAAAUUAGAUGUAUUUCCAGCCAAAUUUGUCAUCUUUGUGGAAUUGAUUGAAGAUUAA